Molecule: messenger RNA, 2045 nt
Organism: Mustela erminea (ermine)
Lineage: Eukaryota; Metazoa; Chordata; Mammalia; Carnivora; Mustelidae
Gene: RXRG
Product: retinoid X receptor gamma
Exons: 14
Coding region: 589-1902 (437 amino acids)
Biological process (GO): cell differentiation; retinoic acid receptor signaling pathway; anatomical structure development
Cellular component (GO): nucleus; RNA polymerase II transcription regulator complex
Molecular function (GO): nuclear steroid receptor activity; retinoic acid-responsive element binding; zinc ion binding
Source: RefSeq, a predicted model, not a curated record
GCCUCAGGAGACUGCCUGGCGGAGGGAGGGACAGUCCUGCCUCUGCUCCUCCUGGGUGGUGUGGGGGUGUUUUGUGUGUUUCGGCGAGGAAGUGAACAGGAAGAGCAACCUUCCUAAGCUCACUCAGAGAUCGAGCGGCAAAGCUACCAGCCAUUGACUCGUCCAUGCCUGAGGUGACUCCGAUUCCCUGGGUAGCCACUUCCGUAAGGAGGAAUUCUUUCCAAGGUCCAUGUGGUACAGAGAUGAGAAAGUCACAAUCCCCAUCUGCAAGAAGUUCACAGUCUACUGGGGAGUAGACGUGCCCCCAAAUCAUUCCUGUAUACCGAGCUACUAGAAACAGAAUUUUCUGAAAGUAACAAGAAGAGGAAGCCUGAGUCUGUGCCGAAGCGUUCAGGGAGCAGAGAUGUAUUGAGAGGUGAUGAGGGAAGGCACAGAGAAUGUGAGGCCAGGCAGUGUGCAGACCCGGGUUCUCCACAUCGGCAGGACUCGUGGAGCACGUCGUCAAGCAAGAGGCCAUGCCAACCCGAGUUAUAAGAGUUCUCCUUGAAGUCGUUCAUCGGCUCCCCCGGCCACUCCGGCUCCACGUCCAUGAGCCCAUCGGCAGCCUUGUCCACAGGGAAGCCGAUGGACAGCCACCCCAGCUACACGGACACCCCAGUGAGUGCCCCACGGACUCUGAGUGCAGUGGGGCCCCCCCUCAAUGCCCUGGGUUCUCCAUAUCGAGUCAUCACGUCGGCCAUGGGCCCUCCCUCAGGUGCACUGCCUGCACCUCCAGGAAUCAAUCUGGUCGCCCCGCCCAGCUCCCAGCUAAAUGUGGUCAACAGCGUCAGCAUUUCAGAGGACAUCAAACCCUUACCAGGGCUUCCUGGGAUUGGAAACAUGAACUACCCAUCAACCAGCCCCGGAUCUCUGGUGAAACACAUCUGUGCCAUCUGUGGGGAUAGAUCCUCAGGGAAGCACUACGGCGUGUACAGUUGCGAAGGCUGCAAAGGGUUCUUCAAGAGAACCAUAAGGAAAGACCUCAUGUACACGUGUCGCGAUAAUAAAGACUGUCUCAUUGACAAGCGCCAGAGGAACCGGUGUCAGUACUGCCGCUACCAGAAGUGCCUGGUGAUGGGCAUGAAGAGGGAAGCUGUGCAAGAAGAAAGGCAGAGGAGUCGGGAGCGUGCUGAGAGUGAGGCAGAAUGUGCCAGUGGUGGCCAUGAAGACAUGCCUGUGGAGAGGAUUCUAGAAGCUGAACUUGCUGUUGAACCAAAGACAGAAUCCUACGGCGAUAUGAACAUGGAGAACUCGACGAAUGACCCUGUCACCAACAUAUGCCACGCUGCUGAUAAGCAGCUUUUCACCCUCGUUGAAUGGGCCAAGCGCAUCCCCCACUUCUCCGACCUCACCUUGGAGGACCAGGUCAUUCUGCUGCGGGCAGGGUGGAACGAGCUGCUGAUUGCCUCCUUCUCCCACCGCUCCGUCUCAGUGCAGGACGGCAUCCUCCUGGCCACCGGUUUGCACGUGCACCGGAGCAGCGCCCACAGCGCCGGAGUCGGCUCCAUCUUUGACAGGGUCCUGACUGAGCUGGUCUCCAAAAUGAAAGACAUGCAGAUGGACAAGUCGGAGUUGGGGUGCCUGCGAGCCAUCGUGCUGUUUAACCCAGAUGCCAAGGGGCUGUCCAACCCCUCGGAGGUAGAGACUCUGCGGGAGAAGGUGUAUGCCACCCUCGAGGCCUACACAAAGCAGAAGUAUCCGGAACAACCUGGCAGGUUUGCCAAGCUGCUGCUCCGCCUCCCAGCCCUGCGCUCCAUCGGCCUGAAGUGCCUGGAGCACCUGUUCUUCUUCAAGCUCAUCGGGGACACGCCCAUCGACACCUUCCUCAUGGAGAUGUUGGAGACCCCGCUGCAGAUCACCUGACCCCGGCCGCAGCCUCCCCACCCAGGACGACCCCUGGGCAGGUGUGUGUGGACCCCCACCCUGCACACGUUCCUCCGCUUCCCACCCUGACCCCUUCCUGUUCCCAAAAUGUGAUGCUUACAAUAAAGAAACCUUUCUACGUC